Colletotrichum higginsianum IMI 349063 is the source of this 471-nucleotide messenger RNA. RefSeq lists its product as uncharacterized. NCBI's taxonomy places the organism in Eukaryota, Fungi, Ascomycota, Sordariomycetes, Glomerellales, Glomerellaceae. The record is from RefSeq and is a predicted model, not a curated record. The coding region runs from base 1 to 471 and encodes 156 amino acids. The transcript is spliced from 4 exons.
AUGCCCUUGUCUGGCUCUCCCUCUGGCUCCUCAUCCGGCCCGUCCAACCCCGACACCAGGUCUCUCGAGCGGAAGAUCCGGGACGACCUCUGCAUUCUCUCCAACACCGCCUCGGUCCCCUGGAUCCAGUUCGAGGUCACGACGCUCGGCGCCCUCGCCGAGCUUAACAACGAGUUCGCGCAGGCAUGGGGGGCGCAGAUGAGAAAGGACGAAGAGGACGCGAUGGAUAUCGACGGCCAAGGCGAUGCCAACGGCGGUGAAAGCAACAAUAAUGACGAUGACGACGACGAGGAUGAUGACCAGGGCAAUAUCAACGUCAACAUCGAUGAUGACAACGACAACAACAAUGACAACGAUGCUCCGGCGGCGGCGGAGGCGGCGGAGGCGGCGGAGGCGGCCAAGCGGACUCGCACCCGGCACAUCAAGGACAAGCAUCCGAAUCAGCCGGUCCCCCCGUUCAACGACCCAUGA